UGGUUUCUUUUCUUCUCCAGCACUAAAACCAACUAACACCAGCACCACCACACCUACUUUGUUAAGCUCUGGCCUUUCACUUAAAGAAAAGAAAAAAAAAAAGCAAUCAUUUUUCAGUUGGAGAAUAUACAGUGCUCAAGUUGGUGCUGGUGGACUUAGGCCAAGGAAAAAUGAGUACAGCAAGAUUUAUCAAAUGUGUCACUGUAGGAGAUGGAGCAGUGGGGAAGACAUGUAUGCUCAUUUCCUACACCAGCAAUACCUUUCCGACGGAUUAUGUACCUACAGUUUUUGACAACUUCAGUGCAAAUGUGGUGGUGGAUGGUAAUACUGUCAAUCUUGGGUUAUGGGACACUGCAGGACAGGAAGAUUAUAACAGGCUUAGGCCACUGAGUUACAGAGGAGCGGAUGUGUUCUUGCUGGCAUUCUCUCUUACCAGCAAGGCAAGCUAUGAGAACAUCCACAAAAAGUGGAUACCUGAACUGAGACAUUAUGCUCCCAAUGUACCAAUUGUGCUUGUGGGAACCAAACUUGAUUUGAGAGAAGACGAGCAGUUCUUGAUUGAUCAUCCUGGAGCAGCACCAAUUACUACUGCUCAGGGAGAGGAAUUGAAGAAAAUGAUUGGUGCAGUCACGUACAUUGAGUGUAGUGCCAAAACUCAGCAGAAUGUAAAGAUUGUGUUUGAUUCUGCAAUUAAGGUUGCUUUGAGGCCGCCAAAGCCGAAGAAAAAGCCACGCAAGGCCAGAACUUGUGCAUUCCUCUAAUACCAAUAUGGUUGUAUUCAUAUUUGUCUUUAACAUUUUUCUUAUUCCCUCACAAAUGCAAUCCAACGUUAUAUUCAAUUUGUUAACUUUCACUUAAUUUCUCUCUCUGAACUUGUGGAAGAUCAAUACAAAAUGAGUACGAAAUGCUAA
Messenger RNA from Tripterygium wilfordii, 911 nucleotides. Its product is annotated as rac-like GTP-binding protein RAC13. The record is from RefSeq and is a predicted model, not a curated record. Gene Ontology annotation, molecular function: protein kinase binding; GTPase activity; GTP binding. Lineage: Eukaryota; Viridiplantae; Streptophyta; Magnoliopsida; Celastrales; Celastraceae. Gene Ontology annotation, cellular component: cytoskeleton; plasma membrane; cytoplasmic vesicle. Gene Ontology annotation, biological process: cortical cytoskeleton organization; actin filament organization; small GTPase-mediated signal transduction. Bases 171 to 761 code for a protein of 196 amino acids. The transcript is spliced from 8 exons.